Messenger RNA from Parascedosporium putredinis, 738 nucleotides. The record is from the annotation of a GenBank genome assembly. Lineage: Eukaryota; Fungi; Ascomycota; Sordariomycetes; Microascales; Microascaceae.
AUGCAUUCUCACAGUCUUCUCGCCGCCGGCGCCUCACUGCCCGGCCGCCUCCCUCCGCAUCGCCACCUACAACAUCCGCCAGGCCGUCCGCGUGACCGGCCCGGGCGAAGAAUCCUGGGCCGUCCGGUCCCCGCUCCUCGUGGGCGUGGUAAAGACAUCGCCGCUAGCGCUCCGCCUGGUGCCGUCACCAUCAUCGGCAUGCAGGAAGUCCUCCACGACCAGCUCCUUGACAUCAAGGCCGGUCUCGGCCCCUCGUGGGCCCACGUCGGCGUCGCGCGCGACGACGGCUUCGAAUCCGGAGAAAACGACGUGGCUGUCCGAGACGUCCGACCGGCCCUCAAGGGCUGGGAUGCCGCCUACACCCGCAUCUCCACCAUUGCCGUCUUCGAACACAAGGAGACGGGCGUGCGCUGGAUCGCCGCCAACACCCACCUCGACAACGAGGGCCCCGUCGCGCGUGCGCAGGGUGUCAAGUUCAUCACCUCCCGGAUUCGCCAUCUCCAAAGUAUCUGGGGUCCUCUCGGCGUCUCCCUCACUGGUGAUUUCAACUGUCCGCCCGGCGGUGAGGCGUACGAGACUCUCGCCGCUGAUGGUUUCUUCGAGGAGCUCUCCAAAAGAGCUGCACGAAAACGGGCCCUGUGGAACGCCGACAAGUAUUCUGUUUUCGACAAUAUCGUGAACGGCGUCUACGCCAGCGACCAUCGCGCUGUUGUGGGUGAUAUUCGCGUCAGUGUUUAG